UGUUUUCACUCUUUGCAGAUGAGUAAAGAAACUCCCAAGAGACCUCCUCCUCCCCAUCCUGAACCUCCCACCACUCUGGAGGGUGGUGCCACCCCACAGGAGCAGUUUGAAAGCAAUUACCAAGAGGCUUACCUCUUGAUUGACCGGGGCAUUACCUUCGUCACUGAGGGACACAAUGCCCAGGCAGGUGUGUUACUGCAGAAGGGCCUCAGUCUCAUUGACAAGGCACUUGCCAUCAAGGUGGAGUCCUUUGACUGCAGUGCAGAAAAAACACAGCAGUAUGCAGAGAUGCAGGCCAAGAUGAGAUACACCAGGAAAGAGGUUCUUGAACACUUCUCUGACACACAAGCUUCCUCAGGAGGCACUUCAAGCAGACAAGGGGAAGAUGCUCCUCCCUCGUAUGAUGAUUAUCUCAAGUCUCUGGAAUCAGGAGCAUCAGGGAGUAACAUGUCAGCAUCAGCAUCAGCAGCAACAGCCGGCACAAGUGAAAAUCCUUCUUAUCCUGACCUGUCUUCGGACUUUGGGAUGAUGGACAGCUCUCCCCUGGUGACACCAGUGGUUGCGGCCCAGCAGGGAGAGAUGAUCUUCAAUGUGGAGAAUGGUGUCCAAAUCUUUUUCAUCCUUCCAGAUGGUACAGUCACCAGCCCCUCAUAUCCGUCCUUCCUGGCCAUCUUCACCUUUCCUGAGCCCAUCAAGGGAGCACCAGGAGCAGGAGCCAAUGCCCGGGGCUUCCUGCAGGUUGGGGAAUGGAGUUAUCCAUUGGUGCCAGCUCAAAGCCCUGUUCUCCACUCCUUCUAUGGGGCCUACAUGUUUCCAAACUUCUCCAGUAGUGUAGCCGGCUCCAGUGUGGGCGUCAUCCUCCCAGAUUCAGUGGACAAAGAUAAUCGAGACUUGUUUGAGCAGAUCCUGACCCAGCUAACAUCAUACCAGGAGCAGGCAGCACCGCCAGGAGAGGAGGGUGCCCGCCAGGUCAGGCUCAUUCAGGAAUCGACGUCGGAGCGCAUUGCUGCAGGUUUGGUUACAGGAGCAGAGGCAGUGUCCAAGGGAGUGGUGUGGGGGGCAGGCAAGCUAAGUGAGCUGAUCUCCUAUGGUUCAGAAAGCUUGAAGGAUUAUGUGCAGCCUGUGGCAGAGAAGAAAGAAGUUGAUCCCAAGUGGCACAAGACGGCAGAAGUGGCGAGAGAUAUUUCUGGCAAGGCAGUGAAAGUCAGUGGUUAUUUGUUGAGCCAAGUAGGCAAGGCAACCAUGACACUGGGACGUAAACUUGCACCUCACCUUCAGAGGCAGGGUACCAGAGCCAUCACCCAUAUCACAGGGCAGAAGGAGAGUGAAGCCAACAGCAAUGUGGAAGGUGUCCUAGAGGUGGCAGCAGGUGCAGUGAAAGGAGCUUCUACAAUCUAUAUGGGUCUUGAGUCAGCUGCUGCCACACUGGCCACCAGUCUCACUGAUAACACAGUCAAAGUUGUCACCCACAAGUAUGGGGAAAAUGUUGGUGCACUGACUGACAACACCCUGUAUGCAGUGGGUCAGACAGCCUGGGCUGGCCACAACAUUGCCUCCCUUGGAGUGAAGGGUGUGGCCAAGCGAGUGGCCAAAGACACUGGCAAAGCCCUUGUUCUAAAUCAUGAGGAAAAGAAGGCAUCUACACAGGAAGUGGAGGAGGCUGAAGAAGCAAUGGAGGAUGGUGAAAAGAAUGACACUGAAGAGCAUCCAGUUAGACCUGUUAGGGAGAAGAAGAAGCCCCCAUUGUGAGAUGAAAAGAUGAUGGACAUGUGUAGUAGAAUGAGAGCUUGUUGAGCAGUGUUCAAGUAGAUGCAGCAUCCUAGUGUUGCAAUGUUGGCUUCUUUUCACAAUCUGCCUCACCAUACUACUGUGUACUCAAAUCAGUUUCAUGUCCUACAGCUGGACACCACUGCAGCAUUGCUGUGGAAUUCAGCAUAUUAAAGCAGUGCUAAAAAAUGUAAAUAAUUACUAUUUUUUUCAAACUCUUGGAGUUUCCUCUUUUGAUUUUGUGUGCCAUUAGUUCAUUAUAAGUUGCUCUGAUAAAGAGAAAAAUAAACAAAAUAUAAAGAAUACCAAUGACAUAAAACACAAACUGUAAAAUAUAAAUUUCAGAACACUUGAUGAGGUUGAUAUUGUACAUCAAAUCUCAAAUCAUGAGAAAAGAGGAUUAAGCAGAUGCAUCAUUGAGUGUUAUUACUAAAGGAAACUUCUGAUCCCUUGCACACAACUGACAAUGAAAAUCAGUACUAUUUUAGAUACAUUAUCAUUUAUCAUCACUGUUUAUGUUACCAAAAAACAUUUAAUCCAGUAAGAGACAGUGAUGCUGAAUACAAAAAUAGUAUUGAUGCAGUUUUACAGAAAUUUUGAUAUGUGAUAGAAUGACUAAAGAUGAAUUAGGUGUUUGUUUUGGUUAAGCAAGGGCAUCACAAAUUUAUAUUUCUUUCCUUAUAGGCUCUUGAAGAAAAGAGUCUACAGCAAGAAAUAUUUUUCAUUUUUGCCACACAAUACAAGUGGCAACAGAUGCUUUCCACAAUGCAUUGUGUGGAACCACGGGAAGUAUGUGCUCUGUUGUUGGAUUACAGUUUGAACACAUGUGGAAUUGCACUAUGAGUUGUUAAUUCAUGGAAUCAAAAUGUUUAGGAUACAUGACAACAGUAGCAUUGAGAAACAAAAUUAGAUGCAAAGAUGUUUGGAUAAUUUUGAAGAGUUAAUUUAGUAUUCUUGUAUAACUGAAGCAAUACAGAAAGAUAACAGUUAUUCAAGCAUCAGAUAUUAUCAAAUACAGAUCCAUGAAAGUUUGAAAAACUGAAAAGAAAACUAGCAAAGAAAUCUGAACAUGUAUUUCAUAGCAGUGUACACAAGACCAGGUUCACCCUUGAGCUGUUGUGUAGUCAUUAAUUUUUUUUAUCACUGCUUGGUUGAGUUUACACAUAUAUGUAAUUGCUUGUUUAUGUAGACAUCCACCAUAUUAUCCUUAAGAGAUUAAAGCAAGAUACACUUCAUCUGAACCACAAACUGAAAACAGGUUGCAAGCUGGAGUUAGUAAUAGGCAAGUGAAGUUACUGGAUAUUUAAUUACUUCAUGUUUCACAGAACAUCUUAAGAUGGAACACUUGUAAUGUGUAAACAUCUACUAUUUUUUCCCCCAUGAGUAAGCAUACUAAUGUUGUGUACUGUUGUUCUCAUGACAUCACAUAGCUUCUACUCCUGGACAAUUAUUGUAAGGAUUGUUUGACCACAGUUUAGUUUUAGCACUUGUAAUAAGUCAAUAUUUUCAGACUAGAAAACAAGGAUGGAAUAAAUCCCUUGUAAUCCAGACAUAUUCAGACUGGAAGCUGGCUUUUAUGAGCCAAACAGUCUGCAUUACAUCCACCUAACAAAGGCUCAAUUUAGGUUGAAGCAAGUCCAGAUGUACUGCAGCUCACCUUCAUCAUUUAACUUUAAACUCUUCAGUACUGGGUCGCAUUUUUACCAUAAUUUUUGGUUAUGUUUAGACGAUUUCAUUUACAGUAGGAAGGGUCUAUGGAGAUCAGAAGAUUAAUGGCCACAGUCUUCACUAUUUUAAUCCCCCACAUAAGUUUCUAAAGCUGUAUAAAAUCACCAAAUAGCAACCAGAAUGAAUAUGGAAACACAUCAUGGUACUGAAGGGGUUAAGUUGAUCAAUAACAUACGGAAGUAAAAAUUAUAUCAACAAUAUCAAUAAUGGAAAAAGAGGCAACAUAUUUCUAUACAUCUUUUCAAUGCUUUGACAUAUUUACCACAAUGCCUUGACAUUUUAAUUCUCUAUUACCCAACAUAAAUGCUUCAAUGUCCACAGUUCUCUCUCUCUCUCUCUCUCUCUCUCUCUCUCUCUCUCUCUCUCUCUCUCUCUCUCUCUCUCUCUCUCUCUCUCUCUCUCUCUCUCUCUCUCUCUCUCUCUCUCUCUCUCAUAUUUUAAAACAAAUACACAGUAAGUAUUAUUGUUCAUGUGACACUAGUUUGUUAAACUGCAUACAGUAUUCUCAUUAUUUUUGUAUAUGGAAGACUGAACAAACUCAAAAUAAGUUAAGAUAGUAUCAAGGUCCAAGGAUAUGAAGCCUUUAGGUCAGAAAGGUAUUCAACCACAUAGGCAAAAGUUUUGCAUUGGUCUUUCCUUUAUGAUGUGACUGUGUAUUGAUACACAUGCAGUACCAGCUUAAGACUAGUUCCUUGUAAAUCAGUGUGGUUGAAUCCCUUACAUUUCAUUAUUUGCACUGUUGCAGCACCAUGUAUAGAUCAGGUGGGAAAGUGCCUAGAGGAACAUUAUAUUUAUCUCUGUACAUACCAUAAAGGGACAGGAGAACCAACACUCAAGUAUUGUACUACAUAGGAUAAGUGUCCAUACAGACAUGUUUGUGUUUUGUUAUGUAUCCCAGAUCUCUGUCCCACUAUCACUGAGAUGAACUACUAAUUUGUAUUUUUUCCCAUGUUUGCUUUCUCUUGAAGAAUUAGAGUAAAUCAUGGAAUUCAUGUAUAUGUUAUAUGUUCUGUAUAUGUGAUUUUUUUUUUUUUUUUUUUUUUUUUUUUUUUUUAUCCAUGUCCUGCAAUUCCAUGUUCAUCCACAAAGCUGCUGAAUACAUUUUGGCAGAGGUCCUACUUCCACAAAAUCAUAUUCAUUAUGCAUUUUAACUUUGAAUAAAUGAUAUAUUAUAUGUUAUCACAGUAAGGAAAACCUAUUUUUAUCUACAUGAAAAUAUUUAAAAUGUGUGAAGUUAUAUAGUAACCAUGCUUUGAUAAAUAAAAGUCAACAAGCA
Portunus trituberculatus (swimming crab) is the source of this 4771-nucleotide messenger RNA. Its product is annotated as spartin-like. Gene Ontology annotation, cellular component: plasma membrane. The record is from RefSeq and is a predicted model, not a curated record. NCBI's taxonomy places the organism in Eukaryota, Metazoa, Arthropoda, Malacostraca, Decapoda, Portunidae. Gene Ontology annotation, biological process: cell division; negative regulation of BMP signaling pathway. The transcript has 12 exons. Bases 19 to 1749 code for a protein of 576 amino acids.